Molecule: messenger RNA, 3135 nt
Organism: Procambarus clarkii (red swamp crayfish)
Lineage: Eukaryota; Metazoa; Arthropoda; Malacostraca; Decapoda; Cambaridae
Gene: omd
Product: integrator complex subunit 5 omd
Biological process (GO): snRNA 3'-end processing
Cellular component (GO): integrator complex
Source: RefSeq, a predicted model, not a curated record
CGCUACUUUCCGCAAGUUGGCGCUGGCAACACUGUCUGGGAUGUUGACACUGGCGGCCGUUGUUAUGAAGUCCACAUCAGGGUUUGUAUGUAGUGCCAUCAAGAAGUGAAUAAGGCAUUACUACCAUGGUGGUGACCGGUCCAAUGGAAGCCGGUCAUGGCAUAAACAUGGAUGGUGGUGGGCGGGGCAUCUCAACCACCGUGUUGUUGACAGAAUUAGACCGCUUCCUGAAUCUGGCUUUGACAACUUCUGACAAGAGAAGCCAUGGUGGAAGAAGAGAUGCCAUCAGUGAGGGAGAAGAACAGACGACUGCAGAAACUGCACUCUUCCUCUUGCGUAACUUGCCUCCAGCACGACCUGCAGCUCUGGCAUUUUUGGCGCAUACAUUGUCCAGACAGGUAUCGUCUCACAUGCGAGGAUACAGUGCUGGAGAUAGUUCUCGAAAAACUGAGAAUGCAGAUGAUGGACUCUCUGGACAACUUGAAAGCUUGUUAGGAGACCUUUUGGAAUCCACUCCAGGGGUCUGGGGACCUCUUGUUAGUCAAUGGGCUGUAGAACAGCUGGGGCGAUGGUCCGUCGAGUUUGCUAACACAGUAGUGGGUAGAGGCGAUGCUACUCUGGAAGAGGUAGUUGCUGGUUGGCUGUCGUGUAGCCCUGCACGUACUUUAGCUUCUCUCACUGUGGUGUGCGUGGCUCAUGAUCCAGACACUGCUGUUGCCGCUCUUCUUGAUGCAAGUGCUGCUAGUGGACCAGCCCUUGAUUGGCUAGUAGCACAUGUUGGCUGUUCCUUCCCAGCUACUGUCAUAAGUCGAGUGCUGGCUCUAGGUCUCCGAAGUUUUGCAACUUGUCAUGGUCGACCACCUGAGCACCAGCUGGCUAGCGUUAACAAGAUCCUAAGUCACUUGGCAGAUCGUCAUUUGCCAGAUAUUCGGCGGAGUUUACAUGCAAUUUUGCUCCGUACCUUUAAUGGAGCAUCAGAUCCUGAAACAAAGGCAUCAGUUCCAUUUUUGUUGUGCCUAGCUGUAACCAGUAGAUCAAGGGCAGUGUUGGCUGCUCUCACUUCUGGUUUAGAUACACUCUUGAUGCCAAGUGACCAUCUUGCAGCACUGGCUGUUCAAGUAGGAUGGUGGGUUCCAAAAUACUUUACAUCACAUAGCCAACUACAAGAAAUGGUGGUUCACUUAGUAUUGGAUACAGGUGGAUCUGCUGCACCAUCUCUUCUGCGCCUUCUGCUACAGGGUGCAGCAUCUGCUGCAAAAUUACCCCCAGCUGUUGCUUCUGCUGUUAAUAAUAUAUUGCAAGGUGUGGUUGGAGAGAUAUGCAUGGUUACCUACAUGAGGAGAAAUGCCGGGUCUAAUCGUAUUCACAUACCAUUCCUGGUGGGUCUUCGAGGAGGUGGGUUAGAUGGAAGUGAUGUGGGAAUGGCAGUAGGUGGUAAAGCCAUAUCUCCUGUUGCUGGACUUGUAGAGGAAACCUUAGCAAAUCCUGGUUGCCAAGCUGUAAUUGGUCAUUUGAAGCAGUUGAUCACACUAGUAGUAGUACAACAAGGACCUGCAACAGCUACCACCACGCUCGGUCAUUUGUUACAUUGUCGCACUCAAGAUGGAACAGUUGGCCACCAGCAAAUUCUCUCGGCUGUCAUCACAGCUCUAAUGCUAAAUCAGGUUGUCCAACAUGCACCAAACUCACCACUGUCCACUGCACUUGCCGGGGCACUUCAACCUCAAACAGAGUCUUCUACUAUCCUGACUUCACUGAAUUGUUUGGAGACGUUACUUUGUCGAGGACGUAAGGAAAAAUUGCACAUUCAUCCAACACUUACAGAGGCCAUUUUGAUAAAUAUUCCUCUGUUAGCUGAACUUAUUAAUAAUCCAGCUCUUGGCACAGCUGCUGUGCAAGUGCUUUGCCAAUUGCCUUUGAAAAAACCAAUUCCUGUAGGUCAUAUCUUAAGUUUGAGCCAUGCUACUAUUUUUUACUUUUUCAGCAGCCUACACGAGUCCAGUGUUACCAAGAAGGUUUGUAAUAUUGGGAGGUGCCAGCGUGUGUUAAGUCAGUUGGCUCACUCGUCUCUUGCUCUCAACCAUAUUAUUCGACUACUUGUUGAAGGUGUGUUCAGGCCCGAGUGUGCUCAUCUUUUUGGUGCACAGAAAGAAGCUCACCUUGAUUUCAAGAACAUUCCAGGAGAAAUGUUGAUCCAAGCCAAUAGACAAUUUAACUCAUGGGUAAAAGUUCCACAAUCUCACACUAGUAUCUUUCACAUGGGUAUUAUUGGAAAUGGAAGGCCUGUACAACACCACCAGUACACUACUCUCCCACCUGAUAUAGUGAGACUUCACACCCAGCUCCUGCUUAAUACUCUUAGUAUUUGCUGUUCUUCUCAAGGCAAUGGCGAAGGAGCUUCAACUGUUGCUCUUCUUUUAGUAGAGCUAAUAUCACCAGAUAUCAUGUUCAAUGGGUUUCCUUGGCCAGAAGAGUAUAUCAAAUUUACUUUUGAGAGAGAUCUGGCCAUUAAGAAAACUUUUGAAGAUUUUCCUAUAGCAUGGUCCCUUCUGGAAUUUGUGGCCACUUACCGUGCUGCCCUUAGUUACUGCUCUGUUCUUGUCCGAGCACUAACAGCUGCUCUUACUGCAUUUUGGAAUACUUGUCCCCUUUCUAGAGCCAAGCAAGCUCCAGAGGCUCUGUAUGCUACACGAUACCUUCUCGAUGUAAUGGUUACAGCCCAGUUCUUGCCGGGUCCAUUGGGAGUGUUGCCACAGAUGGUUGACAACUUGGCACCAUUUGAGUUAGUAUGUAUACUUCAGGAUGUAUGGAUGUACAUGCGUGACCACACUCCCUCUCCAGAUCGAUGGCUUGAGUUACCUUCUGGGCACCACCAACGUACUUCUGAUCCUCCUAUGGGUUCAUGCUAUACGGAGCGUAUUCAACGUAUUAUUCAGUCAAAUGUGGCAACAUUAGGUCAUCUCAUGACUUUUAUGGUGAAUGCAGGAGUGUGAAUAGUUAUUGUAUUAUAUGAGUUAUAUUUGAGUGUGUAAACAAUAGAAAUGGCUUUUAGGAAGUGUUUUGUAACAUCUUAUUACUGUAAUGAGAGAAAUCUAAAUUUUAAUUCAUGUGAUUGCAGUAAAUUGUGACCUCACA